UUUGACUUUGACAUGUUAUCAGUAGUUUAUGUUAUUUGGUGUUAAUCUGUUAAAGGCUUGUUUUUGUUGUUAAAAUAUAAAAGUGCAUAUUAAUUUUGUUUUGAGCACGAUAGGUUUAUAUUUCUUUUACGGAAAAUUAGUUUUAUAAAUUAUUUGUUAUUCCCAUCGUCAUUAAGUGAAUCACUUGUGUUAAUUGAAUCAAAAAGCAAGAACUAUGGAUUCUAAUCAAACGGGGUACAUAUCACCAUUGAGUACCAGAUAUGCUAGUAAGGAAAUGCAAUAUUUAUUCAGUGACCAAUUUAAGUUUUCAACAUGGAGACGCUUAUGGAUUUGGCUAGCUGAAGCAGAAAAGCAACUUGGAUUAGAAAUAAGUGAUUCUCAAAUAAAAGAAAUGAAAGAAAAUGUUGAAAAUAUAAAUUUCGAAGAGGCAGCUAAAGAGGAAAGUAUAACUCGGCAUGAUGUUAUGGCGCAUGUUCAUGUUUUCGCAAAACAGUGUCCAUUAGCAGCACCAAUUAUACAUUUAGGUGCAACAUCAUGUUUUGUGGGAGACAAUACAGAUUUAAUUAUUAUAAAAAAUUCGUUAUCUCUUCUUUUGGAACGAGUUGUAUCUGUUAUAUAUUGCCUUAAAGAAUUUGCAGAAACUUGGAAAGAUUUACCCAUUUUAGGGUUUACGCAUUUACAACCUGCUCAAUUAACUACAGUUGGAAAAAGAGCAUGCUUGUGGUUACAAGAUUUAUUAAUGGAUGAGCGAGCUCUAAAACGUUGCAAAGAUGAUUUAAGAUUUAGGGGUGUAAAAGGAACAACGGGAACUCAAGCCUCCUUCCUUCAACUCUUUGCUGGAGAUAGUAAUAAAGUUAAAGAACUAGAUAAACUUGUGACUAAAUUAGCUGGUUUUGAACGUCCUUACGCAGUAACGGGACAAACAUAUUCAAGAAAAGUCGACGUUGCUGUAUUGGGUGCUAUUUCAAGUUUAGGAACGACAAUUCAUAAAAUGUGUUCCGAUAUUAGAAUAUUAGCAUCCAGAAAAGAACUUGAAGAACCUUUUGAGAAAAGUCAAAUUGGAUCUUCAGCAAUGGCUUAUAAGCGUAAUCCAAUGAGAUCUGAGAGAUGUUGCGCUCUUGCUAGGCACAUGAUAUCUUUGUAUUCAAAUGCAGCUAAUACACAUGCCACACAAUGGCUGGAAAGAACCUUGGAUGAUUCAGCUAACAGAAGGCUUACACUUUCUGAAGGAUUUCUUGCAGCUGACGCCGCUCUAUUAACUUUACUUAAUAUUACACAGGGUUUAGUGGUCUAUCCUAAAGUAAUUGAAAAAAAUAUUGCACAAGAGCUUCCAUUUAUGGCUACAGAAAAUAUUAUUAUGGCAAUGGUCAAAGCCGGGGGAGAUCGUCAAGUUUGCCAUGAAAAAAUUCGAGUACUUUCACAAACAGCCGGUGAACAAGUUAAAUUACAUGGCAAGGAUAAUGAUUUAAUAGAACGUAUUCGUAAUGAUUCUUAUUUUGCUCCUAUUUUGAAAGACUUAGAGAGCAUUAUGGAUCCUAAAACAUUUACUGGUCGUGCUGGUGAACAAGUAAUCGAUUUUGUUUCAGAAGAAGUUAAUCCAAUUCUUCAACCAUACGGAGAUAUUUGCAAAAAUAUUAAAGUUGUUACUUUACGAAUUUGAGAAUAUUUAUCGCAAGUUACAAUAAUAAUGAAACUGAAGGAAUUAAAAAAUAAUAAAGUUAUAUUUUUUAUUAAAAAUCUUUUAUAAUAAAUAAAAUUUAUUCACAAUUUUUGUAUAAAAUUCUAUUUUUCUAAUCACAA
Molecule: messenger RNA, 1800 nt
Organism: Condylostylus longicornis
Lineage: Eukaryota; Metazoa; Arthropoda; Insecta; Diptera; Dolichopodidae
Gene: Adsl
Product: adenylosuccinate lyase
Exons: 3
Coding region: 215-1660 (481 amino acids)
Biological process (GO): 'de novo' AMP biosynthetic process
Cellular component (GO): cytosol
Molecular function (GO): N6-(1,2-dicarboxyethyl)AMP AMP-lyase (fumarate-forming) activity; (S)-2-(5-amino-1-(5-phospho-D-ribosyl)imidazole-4-carboxamido) succinate lyase (fumarate-forming) activity
Source: RefSeq, a predicted model, not a curated record